Eublepharis macularius is the source of this 3427-nucleotide messenger RNA. RefSeq names its product transmembrane protein 62 (gene TMEM62). The record is from RefSeq and is a predicted model, not a curated record. The transcript has 14 exons. Gene Ontology annotation, molecular function: hydrolase activity. NCBI's taxonomy places the organism in Eukaryota, Metazoa, Chordata, Lepidosauria, Squamata, Eublepharidae. The coding region runs from base 78 to 2012 and encodes 644 amino acids.
CCUUUACACGCGAGACCAAAUAUCGAAGUUAGCGGUGCGGCGCUGGGGCGCGGCGGUGACAGUUGGCGCGCGGGUGGAUGGUUCCCAUCCAGGCGAGGAUGCAGAAGGUGGCGGCUGGGCUGGUCGCGGCCGCUGUGAUCGCGCUGCUACUGGACUGGUAUAGCCCUUCGGGGCCCCAGCAACCGCUUCCCCACGCCCGCUCCUUCGCCCCCGAGCCGGCUCCGGGAGCUGAGGAGAAUAACCUCUUCUGGUUAGUCCAGGUAUCAGAUCUACAUAUCAGUAAGUUUAGGGAUCCAGGUCGAGCCCCUGAUUUUGAAAAGUUCUGCACUGAAACAAUUGAUGUAAUUCAACCAGCUCUUGUUUUAGUAACAGGUGACUUGACAGAUGCCAAAACAAAGGAUAACAUUGGGUCUGAUCAGGUAGAGGUGGAGUGGCAAACUUACCAGACAAUCUUGAAGAGGUCUAAAGUCAUGGAAAAAACCAAAUGGAUUGACAUUAAAGGGAAUCAUGAUGCAUUCAACAUUCCAAGCCUGGACAGUGUCAAGAAUUACUAUAGGAAAUACUCUGCAUGGCGUAAGGAUGGCUCUUUCCAUUACAUCCACCACACAUCUUUUGGCAAAUACUCUUUUAUCUGUGCUGAUGCAACCCUCAUUCCAGGUCCCAAGAGACCCUACAAUUUCUUUGGAAUUCUAAAUGCGAGUCAAAUGGAAGAGCUACUUUCACUGGCUGCAGAAAGUCAUGACAGUAACCACACUAUCUGGUUGGGUCACUAUCCCACCUCAACAAUAAUCUCUCCAUCACCAGGAAUACGGAUGGUUAUGAGAUCUGCUACAGCCUAUUUGUGUGGACACUUGCAUACCCUGGGUGGUCUGAUGCCAGUUUUACAUGCUCAGCACCAUCAUGGCACUCUAGAACUGGAGCUGGGAGACUGGAAGGAUAAUCGGAAAUUCAGGAUUCUUGCUUUUGAUCAUGAUCUCUUCAGUUUUGCUGACCUGGAUUUUGAGACAUGGCCUGUAGUUCUUGUCACCAAUCCCAAGCCACUCCUUUAUAGUAGCUCUGCUCAUGAACCACUACAGAGGAUUCUUAAUUCUACCCACAUCAGAAUUUUGGCCUUCUCUCCCUCUCCUAUCAAGUUUGUCAAGGUCAGUAUUGAUGGCAUUCAUCUAGGUGAUGCUCUUCAUGUGUCUGGACCUCUCUAUGUCCUACAGUGGAGCCCCCAAAGCUACAGUCAAGGAUUUCAUCAAAUAAAUGUGACAGUUCAGGAUGCCAGUGACAAGAGUACUACUCAGCUUCAUACAUUCGCAAUGGAAGAAAACCUGUCUCUCAAAUUUGGCUUCUUUCCAUCUUGGCUUCUUCUUGCUGACCUCUAUAUAUGGGCUCGGGUAGCAUUUGCACUCGUGGUUAUCAUCCAGAUUGCCUUUCUGAUUAUUUUCCGGUAUUUAGGGAGGCCAGCACUUAAAGGACAUCCCACCAGGGCAAUGCAGGCUUCUCUUUCACUUCACAUCCUGAGCAAAACAAACCUCUUCUAUUACUUCUUCUUGCUGCUGAGCUUGUAUACUGUUCUAGGUCCCUGGUUUAUUGGUGAGAUAAUAGAUGGUCACAUGGGUGCCUGCUUUUCUUUUGGGGUAAUAGUUGAUGGUCAUUUCUUUCAAGGCAGUAUAACAUUCCUAGUUGGAAUUUUGCAGGUGAUGUUUUUCAACAUACCUUUGAUGGCAUAUCUGUGCUGGUGCCUGUUUCUGCGUUGUCAAGGAAACUGUUUUGGCUCUCACCUACAUAACGUUAAACAGUAUCAUGCUGUGCCUGUCCACCUAGCCAUGGCGCUCCUAUUUUCCUGGCAAAUCUACUCCUGCUUUUUCCUGCUGCAGACCUAUGGAGCUAUGGCUUUCUUCCUAUCUCCACUGAGGACUUGGAUUGUGGGGCUAACUCUCUUUCUGGUUUACAGAAGCUGGACAAUGAACUCUUCUACUCUGAAAACCUUUAUUGUGCAAAUAAAAAACAAUCAAAGCUCUUAAUGCCUCCUCUUCUGGCAGAUGAAAUUCACUUUCACUGAAACUGUUAAGUGGUGAAGCUGUGAGCUACAGUUUGUAUGAAUGAUGUCCAUGCAAUCUGAACAAUUGAAUGUAAAGGUUUGGAGUUCUGAGAGACUUCUGUAUUGUGGUAUAAUAUGUCUUUAGGCAGGAGAAAGCUAUAAGCAGACUUACAGUGCCUAUCUCAGGAGCUGAUUAUAUUUGUUGACGGAAAUUGUUUUGAAUUGCUUUUACAUAAUGAUAAAUGAAGUUGAUUAGAAGUUGAUACUGGAAUGUAAGGUUUCUACUUUUCUGUGUUUAUAUAGAGUGCUGUACAUGUAAACCCAGAAGCACUUGGUAUUUGAUUUUGGGCAAUGUGGAGGACAAAGCGGUAUAAUAAUAAGCAUGCCUGCAAUCUGAUAUAGAUUUGGCAUAUAUGGUUGUCUUUUCCUCAGAGCAGCAUGCCUCUCACUGGCAUUAGAAAAUGGUUUUGAAACGGUUUCCAAAAGUGAUCUGCUAUGUAGCAUUGGGGGCUGUUAAUGGAAACACAAGUCCAAUUCCCACAGGGCAUAUUGAGUUACUUGCACUGUUUUCUGGUUUGUGAUCUAUCUUAUAUAUCUUGUAUGUUCUUAAUUUAUUUUUCAAAUUUUGUUUGUCUGUGACUGACCGGGAUGAAAGUAAUUUAAUUUUCUUACUGGAAUUGUGUCUCUAUGGGAGGCUUUAAGCAGAACAUGGGAAGUACUACUUUGCCACCUUCCUACAAAUACUCCAUACUUUCUUCCCUGGUGACUGCCAAGCUGUGGAGUGUGCCAUAUAUUAAGUCAUUGCUAUGAGAAGAUAAAAUCUACUUUACAGCCUUGCUUUUGUAGUUUGGUAACUGAAUGAUAUGCUGUGUGAAUAAACUAAGAAUGGCAGCCAGUGUCAAGUUCUCCUGCUGUGGUACAGCUCACCUCAUGCCUCAGUGCCAAUCCAUGUUAUCUCUAGGGUUGGGUUCAGAGUUCUUUUCUACCUAUGAAAGGGGGAGAGGGUGCUAAACCAGUGCUGACCCCUCAAGCUGCAUUUCAGGAAGUACAGGAGGCUGCAGCAGGAAGGGGGAUGGGGAGAUCUGUUCUGCAAGCGGAGUUCGACCUGUAAUGCUUUGGAUCAAGUUUCAUAUGCAUGUACUCUGCAUCCCACAGAGUCAGGAGCAAACCUUCCCAUAUGUAGAAUACUUCGUAUGACUGGCCCUGUGUGUGUGUUUGUACGUGAGUAUGCCUCAGCCUUGUCCCCUAACUGUGUGUUCUGAGGGUGGGACGUGUAAACCAAAGGUGUGCAUCUUUCACCUAACGCUUGCAUACAUUCUUGAUCUAUGUACAAACUCUUGCUGUAUUUGCACAAAUAAUCGUUGUGUGUUUUUACCAAAAUAUAAUUGCUGAAUGCAA